GUCAGGGCGGCGGUAGCGGAAGCUUCUCCCGGCUCCAUGUCCCGGAACCAGCCGCGCCGCCGCCCCACGGUCGCCGCCACCUGCCGGGCCGUCCGCGCCGGCAGCAUGACAGCACCCGUCCCCGCCGCCGCCCGCAGGUGACACCCCCGCGGGCCCUCCCGCCAGGGCGGCGGCGGCCGCGGCCGCAGCCAGGCGCUCCCCUGCCCCCUCGUCUCCUAUAUGGGCCACCUGCUUUCCAAGGAGGCAGCCAGCCUAAGCCGGGAGAGGGGCCGCCGCUGCCGGCGGAGGAAGGUGCCGCCGCGGAGCCGGAGCUGCUUCCUGCGCGGGCCCUGCAUGCUCUGCUUCAUCGUGCACAGCGCCAGCCCGCCCGCCCCCGAGCAGCCGCUGCCCGGCAGGGACCCCCUGCUGCCGCCGCCGCCCUACGCGGCCCUCGGCGCCGCGGAGCAGCGCGCCGCCCGCCGCCUGCUCCGCCUCCCGCCCGCCGCCUGGGAGCCGCGGGGCCGCUGCCAGCGCCUGCUGCUCUCGGGCCUGCUGCCCUCGCCGGUGCGGAGCCUCCUGGGGCCGGCCAGGCCGCCCGGCGAGGUCGCCUCCGAGAUGGUGUGCAAGCGCAAGGGGACCGGCCUGCCCGCCUGCCCCCCUUGCAAGCAGCCGCGCUGCGGGGCCGCCGCGGAGCCCGAGGCCGCCGCCUGCCAGUGCCCGGCGGAGCCGCAGCCCUGCGCCCUGCCCUCCGCCGCCGACUGCGCGGCUGGCGGCGGGGGCGCGCCGGCCCGGGGCCCCGCCGGCGAGAGCGGCAGCGGCGGGCAGCCCGCCUCGCCGCCGGCGCCGGACGAGGGCGAGAAGGAGAGGAGCAGCGAGGCGGGCUGCGAGGAGCCGCUGGAGCAGCCCGGGGACUGCUGCCGGGAGCCGCUGCCGCCGCCGGCCCCCGACAUCAACCAGCUGCCGCCCUCCAUCCUCCUCAAGAUAUUUUCCAAUUUAUCCUUGAAUGAGCGUUGCCUUUCAGCAUCUUUAGUCUGUAAAUAUUGGCGUGACCUGUGUUUAGAUUUUCAGUUUUGGAAGCAGCUGGAUCUCAGUAGUCGUCAACAGGUUACUGAUGAACUACUGGAAAAGAUAGCAUCAAGAAGCCAGAAUAUUACUGAAAUCAAUAUUUCUGAUUGUCGCAAUGUAUCGGAUACGGGAGUAUGCAUAUUAGCAUUUAAAUGUCCUGGACUCCUAAGGUAUACUGCCUACAGGUGUAAGCAGCUUUCUGACACCUCUCUUAUUGCAGUUGCCUCUCAGUGUCCUCUUCUUCAGAAAGUACAUGUAGGGAAUCAAGACAGACUCACUGAUGAAGGCCUAAAGCAGCUGGGUUCAAAGUGCAGAGAAUUGAAAGAUAUUCAUUUUGGGCAAUGUUACAAGAUCUCAGAUGAAGGAAUGAUCAUUAUAGCUAAAGGCUGUCUGAAGUUACAAAGAAUAUACAUGCAAGAAAACAAAUUGGUGACAGAUCAGUCAGUGAAAGCAUUUGCUGAACAUUGUCCCGAGCUGCAGUAUGUUGGUUUUAUGGGCUGCUCUGUUACAUCUAAAGGAGUCAUUCACCUCACCAAUCUAAGAAAUCUUUCCAGCUUGGAUCUACGUCAUAUCACAGAACUGGAUAAUGAAACCGUGAUGGAAAUAGUAAAGAGAUGCAAAAACCUUAAUUCCCUCAAUCUCUGUCUGAACUGGAUCAUUAAUGACAGAUGUGUGGAGGUGAUCGCUAAAGAAGGCCAGAACCUGAAGGAGCUGUAUUUAGUAUCCUGUAAGAUCACUGACUAUGCUCUGAUAGCUAUUGGACGAUACAGCAUGACAAUAGAGACGGUGGAUGUUGGAUGGUGCAAAGAAAUCACAGACCAUGGAGCCACCCAAAUUGCACAAAGCAGCAAGUCCCUCAGAUACUUAGGGCUGAUGAGAUGUGAUCAGGUGAAUGAAGCCACGGUGGAGCAGCUAGUGCAGCAGUAUCCGCAUAUAACCUUCAGUACUGUACUACAGGAUUGCAAGAGGACGUUGGAGCGGGCUUAUCAGAUGGGCUGGACACCCAAUAUGUCCACUGCCUCUUAACCUCCUGUGCUGCUGUGGCAGUUCUGCACUGCUGCGCUCAGUAGAUCUAAUGGGGACUGCAGAUUUUAUUUGUACAAUGUUGCGGGAAUAUUUUAAACUUUCUUUUUAUCCAUGUUUUAUUUUCUACAAAAUAUAUAUUGAGAAAUCACUUAUUCCAAAAUAAGUCUCCUUAUUUUUUUUUUUUUUUUAUUUUUAAAACAAAUUUUUGUCUCAUUUUUAAUGAUGAAAAUGUUAUGUUUCUUCUCUCUUGGAAACUGUGGGAGAGAAACUGGACUGUGAUGUAGUCAGAUACUUGCAACUAUCCAGAAUAUUCAAUCGUUGUUCUAAAAAUCUGCAGGCCCCCAAAGAUAAAGAAGAGGGUUCACAACCUUUCAUAUGAUGCAAUAUAAUUGUGAGUUUACACAGGUUACAGUGAAGUGGAAACAGCUAUAAACUGACUUUGAUGUACUGUACAACCAUACUAAUAUUGAAGCAAAACUUCAGAAAUGCAUCGUAUCUUUGUUUGCAUAAAAGAUAUAAAAGCCUUUGGCAGACUUCUUGAAGUGGAUUCCUACUAGUUCUAUGGAUAGCUUGAAAUUAUAGAAGAUAUUAAGCUUGUUUUCUUCUGUUUCCUUUCCUUUGCCUUGGUCAUGUGCGUUUCCUUCGAUUUGUACAUGGUAACUCCGUGCUAGCAGCAGUGUAAUUGAGCAGUUAGGCCUGUGCUGAAUCUGGGAGCUCAGCUCGACGCUUAUUAUUUACCUAGGCUAAAGCUACCCCAGGAGCUUUAAGAUGCACAGUAAUAAGAGAAUCUGCAAAGAAUUGUGAUUUUCUUAUAAACGUUUUGAUAAUUACGCAAAUUAUUAUUUUGAAUGGAAAUCUUAGUAAAUGAUGAUAAUGAUGGAAUGGAUAUUUAAUGGACAAUCUUCUUUUCUAUUACUGAACUGCAGAAGUGAUUUCUUGUUUCAUUUUGUUUUGUUAAAAUGGUCCUAUAGGAGAUGCUGUACAGAUUUCUAAAUCUUUGCACCUUGCCAUUUUUGUAAUAGGUGAGUUAACAGUGCUUUUACCUUUAACUUAACACUGAUAACCGCUUCCCACUUCGUAAAGUCAGAUGCUGAAUUGAAGACAUCAGCUGUCAGAAAUAAGUUAGCAGACAAUAUUUAAAUAUCUUGCUGAAAAACUUACUUUACUUUUUUUUUUUUUUUUUAAUGAUCUCCUCUGGCUAUGCUGUUAUGUUGCUGAAUUGUGAAAUUCAGAAGUCAGGAAGAGUUUGGUUUCAUGUGUGGUGAUUAUUUUAGAACAGAUCUCUCGAUGCAAGGAGUGCUGACCUCAAAAAGGGCAUCUAAAAAUGACUCCAAGCAGAGGUAUCGUUUUGUAGGAUCAGGGGCUAACUGGCUAACUCUGGAAGCAAUUUCUCAGGAUGAAGAAUAGUACUUACAUCCUCUAAAUUAUGCAUCCUAUGCAUUGUACUGAUUUUCAUAUUUGUUCCUCAACUUUUUUGGCUACCUUAAUAGCAGUAUUGUUUCUUUUUCUUUUUAACAGAAAACUGAUUUGCAAUAUGGUGUAUGCAGGAAAAUAGCCAGAUUAAAUACAUAAAGAGUUCGAUUUUCUCCGUGUCACAUCACAUUCUUAGGAGUUAAAUUUGACAGAUGGAUAGUGAAAUUACAGACAUUGCAGCUUCGGUUUGAAGUUACUCUAACCUUUAGAGUAUUACCAUUUGGUUGCGAAUGUUUUUGAGGUGUGUUACACUGGAUAUUUGCUUUAUAAAGGUUACAGUGUUUUAAUCCAAAAUAUGAAAUGCUCAAGCUUCAGCUGAAGCGUUGCCAUUAUUGUCAAAAUGUUUUACUAAUCUGGAAGGUCUGGUGCAACAUAACCUGGGAAAUGUUUAGUAUGCCUGUAUAAAUUUAUUGGACUGUAUGUUGAUUUCAAUAGCGUAAUUCUUGACAACAGAAACAUCAGCUUACAGUAAUUCCAGUGAUGAUGGUGAAUGUUUUCUUAUUAGACUUUUCAAAAUGAGGAUGAACAAAUUUCUCUGGAAAUACAUAUGGUAAAGUUUUUGCUUGAAAUACCGUAAAUACAUGUGAACAUGUACAAUGCUGGGCUUUUUAUCUACUCCAAAAUGGCAACAAUAUUUUCAGAAUAAAGCCAAUUGAUUAUAUUGCA
Molecule: messenger RNA, 4209 nt
Organism: Rhea pennata
Lineage: Eukaryota; Metazoa; Chordata; Aves; Rheiformes; Rheidae
Gene: FBXL17
Product: F-box and leucine rich repeat protein 17
Exons: 9
Coding region: 220-2070 (616 amino acids)
Biological process (GO): SCF-dependent proteasomal ubiquitin-dependent protein catabolic process
Cellular component (GO): SCF ubiquitin ligase complex
Molecular function (GO): protein binding
Source: RefSeq, a predicted model, not a curated record